Aureobasidium pullulans EXF-150 is the source of this 1438-nucleotide messenger RNA. RefSeq names its product proteasome regulatory particle subunit RPT6. The record is from RefSeq and is a predicted model, not a curated record. The transcript is spliced from 2 exons. NCBI's taxonomy places the organism in Eukaryota, Fungi, Ascomycota, Dothideomycetes, Dothideales, Saccotheciaceae. Gene Ontology annotation, cellular component: proteasome regulatory particle, base subcomplex. Gene Ontology annotation, biological process: proteasome-mediated ubiquitin-dependent protein catabolic process. The coding region runs from base 104 to 1273 and encodes 389 amino acids. Gene Ontology annotation, molecular function: ATP binding; ATP hydrolysis activity; proteasome-activating activity.
AAGACCAUCACCCAUCAUCACAAUACGCCGUCGCUCGCUGGUCGACACAUUUGCAUCUGUCCAUCUCGUCCAUUCAGCGCCUCACAUCACCAUACCGCCCGCCAUGGCGCUCGACACUUUCUUCCACAACAAAAUCGAGAGCAUGAAGCUCGAGAUCAUCCAGCGUCAAGCCGUCCUCCGCAGACUGGAAGCGCAAAGGAAUGACUACAACUCAAGAGUGCGCCUGCUGCGUGAAGAAUUGGGCCUGCUCCAACAGCCCGGCUCCUACGUUGGUGAGGUCGUCAAGGUCAUGAGCACAAAGAAGGUCUUGGUCAAGGUGCAUCCCGAAGGCAAAUACGUUGUUGAUGUCGCCGAUGACAUCGACAUGUCCAAGCUCACCGCCGGCAAGCGUGUCACCCUCCUCUCCGAUUCAUACAAGCUCUCAUCCAUGCUUCCCUCAUCCGUCGACCCUCUCGUCUCGCUCAUGAUGGUCGAGAAGGUGCCCGACAGUACCUACGACAUGAUCGGUGGUCUCGAUGAACAGAUCAAGCAAAUCAAGGAAGUCAUCGAGCUUGGUCUCAAGCACCCCGAACUCUUCGAAUCGCUCGGUAUCGCACAACCCAAGGGCGUCCUUCUCUACGGUCCUCCCGGAACAGGAAAGACAUUGCUGGCAAGAGCUGUUGCCCAUCACACCGACUGCAAGUUCAUCAGAGUUUCUGGUUCCGAGUUGGUGCAAAAGUACAUUGGAGAGGGCUCGCGAAUGGUGCGUGAGCUGUUCAUCAUGGCCAGAGAGCACGCUCCUAGUAUCAUCUUCAUGGACGAGAUUGACAGUAUUGGUUCCUCGCGUGUCGAGGGUUCGAGCGGAGGAGACAGUGAAGUCCAGCGCACUAUGCUGGAACUGCUCAACCAGCUUGAUGGUUUCGAGCCCACCAAGAACAUCAAGAUCAUCAUGGCCACCAACCGUCUCGACAUCCUGGAUCCUGCCCUCCUCAGACCUGGUCGCAUCGACAGAAAGAUCGAGUUCCCCCCACCAACUGUCGAGGCUCGUGCCGACAUUCUCCGCAUUCACAGUCGCUCCAUGAACCUGACUAGAGGUAUUAACCUGACAAAGGUCGCCGAGAAGAUGAACGGAUGCUCAGGAGCCGAGCUCAAGGGUGUUUGCACAGAGGCCGGCAUGUUCGCUCUCAGAGAAAGAAGAGUUCACGUCACCCAGGAGGACUUUGAUCUUGCCACGGCAAAGGUUCUCAACAGACACAACGACCAACAGGUUUCGCUCACCAAGCUAUGGAAGUAGACGGGGUUACACGCAUGCAAUGAAGGAACUGCGGCCAAAACGCGGCAGGGAGUACGGAGUUUGGGGAUCUACUCUAGUAAUUCAAAGAGAAGCAUGGCGUGGAAUUUGUACCAUAGAAAGCAAGCGGCAACUGCUGCAAGCAUACUUCAUGAACCAGUUUACCUU